This is a messenger RNA of Aricia agestis (brown argus), 2813 nucleotides long. It is a transcript of the gene Gp150, whose product is annotated as toll-like receptor Tollo. The transcript has 3 exons. NCBI's taxonomy places the organism in Eukaryota, Metazoa, Arthropoda, Insecta, Lepidoptera, Lycaenidae. Gene Ontology annotation, molecular function: protein binding. The record is from RefSeq and is a predicted model, not a curated record. The coding region runs from base 195 to 2744 and encodes 849 amino acids.
GUCUGUGAGUAACACUCGGGUUGGAAGUUAGAGCCCGGCGCCAUUGCUCUCGACGUACCCACACGGACGUGACUGUGUCUGCUUUUCGCUCGGAUUUGUGCCCAUCGAUCGCUUUAGAACAUCAUUACUGCGCAGUGCAAGGUUGUUACUGAAAUCACUGAGAGGUUGAACGAGGUUAUAGAGUUCGCUACAAUAUGAGGGUGAGGGUGCGGGAGAUUUUGCUCCUGGCAGCAUGCACGCUGGCGCUGAGCGACGCCGCCAGCAAAGAGAAGAAGAACAAGGAUUCAGACAACCUGCUUUUACAGUACGAAGACGACUAUGACGCAGCCGACGAUCAGGAGAUCCUCUUCAGCGAGGACAGGCCGUGCCCCAGAGACUGCAUAUGCAACGUUUCCCAAGGAUACAGAACUGCCAAGUGCAAUCGUCUCGAAAUCGGCACACAAAAGUUCGGAGACGACAUCACCGAUCUCGUCAUCGAGAACGCUGAUCCCGACCAGCCGAUAUCCUUGGACGACUUCAUCUUCAAGAGGCUAGGACUCCACCAGAUCGCCACAGUCAAAAUUGUCAACAGCACAAUUAGUUAUGUCGGUGCCAACGCCUUCCACGGCCUGCACGAGCUGUACGCCGUGAACCUGUCCAACAACAAGCUGAAGAGUCUCCACCCGGAAACUUUCGCUAACAACAAGAAGCUUCUGCUUUUGACCCUCUCGAAUAACCCCCUGAAGUUCCCAGCACCCGGAUCGCAGGACUACUUCCUGAAUGCAUCCUCGGUGCAAGAGCUGGACAUCUCAUACUGUAACAUGAAAUACAUUACGUCUAAUACCGUGAAGAAUAUGCCCGGCCUUAUGUACUUGAACCUCGCCGGCAACGACCUAUCGGAUAUGGAGGCCGAUACCUUCAAGUCCCUCCUGGAUCUGGAGGAGUUGGACCUGAGCGACAACAACAUCAAAUCUCUCCCCGAUGAAAUCUUCAACGAGAAUACCGAGCUUGCGACGCUCCACAUUCAGAGAAACCCGAUCGAUUCAGUCUAUGGUCUACAAAUCUCGGACCUUUUGACCCUCAAUGCUGGACAGACCAACAUCAAAUUUGUGGGACCAUCCAUGUUCAAUGGCAUGACUUACAUCGCCAACCUCAAUCUCAGCGGAAAUAACAUUGAAAAGAUCCAUAACCAAGCCUUCCACAAACUCGUCGAACUGAACUACCUUGACCUUUCAUACAACGACUUGGACUUCGUUUCGAGCAUCCUUAUCAAGGAAAAUAUCGAGUUAGACAUCUUUAAGAUCUCAAACAACCCGAGACUCAAACACUUGCCUUCGGAAGGUUUCAACUGCUCCGUUGAACAGUUCAACAUCUAUCUGUUCGACGCAUCCAACUGCGGUCUCGAGGAAAUCUACGACGAUUCGCUGAAGACCUUCACCGCUCUUUCACAAAUCAACCUCUCCAAGAACAACAUCAAAUCUAUCAGCAGCAAAGUAUUCUCACGAUGCUCCAAAUUGGUCGACAUCAAUCUUUCCUACAACUCUCUGACAACCUUAGACGGUAAAGUAUUCGAAAAGAACAAGGACCUGCAGAAACUUAACCUCCAAGGCAAUCCAUUGAAACUGCUCUCAGCUGAAAUCUUCAUCAGCACCCCAGUCCUCAACUGGCUUGACAUUAGUCACGGUGAAUUAACUGCUAUGUGGACCAUGGAAAAGAACACCCCAACUACCGUACUCAGUGCUUUGAGCUACCUCAACGUUUCUCACAACAGAAUCACCGAAAUCAAGAAGACCGAAUUGGAGGGUCUGACUAAACUCCGGACUCUCGACAUCAGCCACAACAUGUUAGCUUGCAGUCGCGAGUUCGAGAACAUUAUGUCCCUGCUGAACGACCGCAAAGUCUCACCGAACGCAAACGCUCUUAGCAUCGCUAACAUGGGCAAGGACGCCAAGGACGAGUCGGAGAACUACAGCUGGGAAUCCCUCACCAAGAAGGUAUGCGGUACAGUUAUCUCACACCCCGUCGAGCAUCUGCCGCCGGUAUCGGACGAGGAGAUCUGGGAGAGAAUCGACAAGGGCACCGAGGACUUCGAUCUGAAGGACACUCUUGACGACGAUAAAGUCGCGGACGAUUCUAAGGUCACCAGCCCGGCUCCUACCACCAAGUCUGUCGACGACGAUGCCGACGACGACGCAGACGAGGACGAGGACGACGAGGCGGACGACGAGGAGGACGACGACUCCGAGGAGGACUACGACGACGACGAAAACGUCGAUCUCAAGGUCAAGCUGAUCGAGAAGACCACUGCGAAACCCACAGAAGCCACACAGAAGGACAAAGUAAAGAUCGACAUCAAGCUGCUGGAGAACGACAGCUUGUACGACGACUUAGAGCCAGAAGUAUACGUGCAGGCGACCAUGAGGAACGACGACCACGGCCACUACGACUAUCUAUGGCCGAUCAUGAUCACAGUGCUCGGUGCCAUCCUGCUCCUGAUCAUCAUCGCCAAAAUGGUGAUGGUGGCGUGCAGCAGAAGAAGCAGACAGGUUAGAUACAACAGUGCCAUUAUUGCUGCCAUGAGUAACCAGGGCCGCACGAAGAAAGACUGCGGGCUGGUCUACCAGCAGCUGUCUGAAGACCUCACUGGCCCAACCACGCCCAAGCUGAACCGCUAUGCCCCCCUCCAUAAUGUCACCAUCAACGCCUCCAACAUGUACGAAAGCAGUCAAUUCCAUCACAACAAUAUUGUCCCCGAAGCGGUGUAAUUAAGUAAGUGAUACGCGCUAGUCCAAACUUCCAUUGAGACGAUUCUUGUAAAUAAAUCCUAAAACGCA